Anthonomus grandis grandis is the source of this 1085-nucleotide messenger RNA. Its product is annotated as metaxin-2. Gene Ontology annotation, cellular component: SAM complex. The transcript has 4 exons. The record is from RefSeq and is a predicted model, not a curated record. Bases 122 to 925 code for a protein of 267 amino acids. Gene Ontology annotation, biological process: mitochondrion organization. NCBI's taxonomy places the organism in Eukaryota, Metazoa, Arthropoda, Insecta, Coleoptera, Curculionidae.
ACGUCGUGUACUCUUAGUCACUCCUCUUAUUAUUAUGUAAACACAACCGAAUUACUAGCGUCAAAUUCUUUCACUUAAAAUCAUACUAAAAAUUACCAAUUUUAUUCGGGAAAACGAAAAGAUGCCUUCACCGUUAAUCGAAAAAAUAUCUAUGGAGCUGGGAGCUCAAGAACCUUGGCCCAAAGGUGUAAAACUAUUCCAGCCCUACGAAGUAGAACAGAUUCUUCUGCCCGAUAACGCAAACUGUUUAGCAGUUCAGGCUUUUUUGAAGAUGUGCCAGUUAGAGUUUGAAGUGGAGCCUAGAGCCAAUGCUGAGGCGAUGUCACCCACAGGAAAAGUUCCCUUUAUUAAAGCCGGAAGGUUUAUUACGGCCGAAUUAGAAGCCAUUGUUCAAUUCGUUAAUGGAAAAGGGAUUUCCCUUACAGAUAAGCUUGACAGUGACCAGAAGGCUGAUCUGAGGGCUUAUAUGACACUUAUAAGGAAUGUUGUCGAGAUUGCUGAGCUUUACAUUUGCUGGGUGGACAAAGAGACUUACAAUGAAGUGACUAGUGUCAGAAAUGGUUCUGUGUAUCCUUGGCCAUUGAAUCACAUAAAGAACAGAGAGAAAAGAAAUCAGGUUUUUAAAAAAUUGAAGGUUCUGGAUUGGUAUAAUAAAACCCUUGAGGAGGUCCAUUGUGAAUUUGAGAGUUGUUGUGAUGCCCUUAGCGUUAGAUUGGACAAUAAUCAAUUUUUCUUUUCUGUAGGGCCAACUGAGCUGGACGCCCUCGUUUUCGGUCAUUUUUUCACCAUUUUGACGACUCCACUGCCGAGAAACGACUUGGCAAAAAUUGUGAGGAAUUAUCCCUCACUAAUCAACCUGGUGGAGAAGAUAGAGAGGGAUUACUUCAAGAAAGAUGCCAGACCGCUCGAAGCGUCGAAUCUCUAAAAAAGCUAUAUAAUUUCUCGGGUUUCCCAGUGGGGCAGUGUACUAAAUAAAACAAAAUAAUCAAUUUUUAAAUACAUUUAUUUAUUCGUUGUUACAGUAUUACAAAUUUUAAUUGAUAAAAGCACCGUUAAAUGAUUCAUAUAUAUUUUUUAUGAAUUUA